Messenger RNA from Condylura cristata (star-nosed mole), 3275 nucleotides. RefSeq names its product aldehyde dehydrogenase 18 family, member A1 (gene ALDH18A1). The record is from RefSeq and is a predicted model, not a curated record. Gene Ontology annotation, cellular component: cytoplasm; mitochondrion. NCBI's taxonomy places the organism in Eukaryota, Metazoa, Chordata, Mammalia, Eulipotyphla, Talpidae. Bases 29 to 2416 code for a protein of 795 amino acids. Gene Ontology annotation, molecular function: glutamate-5-semialdehyde dehydrogenase (NADP+) activity; ATP binding; glutamate 5-kinase activity. The transcript is spliced from 17 exons.
UAGACACUGCUCAUAGAGCACAUCAAGGAUGUUGAGUCAAGUCUACCGCUCCGGGUUCCAGCCCGUCCACCAGCAUCUCCUGUCCUGGGUCCAGUCCACAAUGCUUUCCAGAUCUCAUCGUGUCCAGCCUUCAGCCAUCAGACAUGUUCGUUCCUGGAGCAACAUACCAUUUAUCACGGUACCCCUCAGCCGUGCACACGGCAAGUCUUUUGCCCACCGCAGUGAGCUGAAGCAUGCCAAGAGAAUCGUGGUGAAACUUGGAAGUGCUGUUGUGACCCGAGGGGAUGAGUGUGGCCUGGCACUGGGCCGCCUGGCAUCUAUUGUUGAGCAGGUAUCAGUGCUGCAGAAUCAAGGCCGAGAAAUGAUGCUGGUGACCAGUGGUGCUGUGGCUUUUGGCAAGCAACGCUUGCGCCAUGAGAUCCUUCUGUCACAGAGUGUGCGGCAAGCCCUGCACUCAGGGCAGAACCAGCUGAAGGAGAUGGCAAUUCCCGUCUUGGAAGCACGAGCCUGUGCAGCCGCCGGACAGAGUGGGCUGAUGGCCUUAUAUGAGGCCAUGUUCACCCAGUACAGCAUCUGUGCUGCUCAGAUUUUGGUGACCAAUUUGGAUUUCCAUGAUGAGCAGAAGCGCAGGAACCUCAAUGGAACUCUUCAUGAGCUCCUACGAAUGAACAUCGUCCCUAUUGUCAACACAAAUGAUGCUGUUGUACCCCCAGCAGAGCCCAACAGUGACCUCCAGGGGGUAAAUGUUAUUAGUGUUAAAGAUAACGAUAGCUUGGCUGCCCGGCUGGCUGUGGAAAUGAAAACUGACCUCUUGAUUGUUCUCUCAGAUGUAGAAGGUCUCUUUGACAGCCCACCAGGGUCAGAUGAUGCAAAACUCAUUGAUAUAUUUUAUCCUGGAGAUCAGCAGUCUGUGACAUUUGGAACCAAGUCAAGAGUGGGAAUGGGAGGCAUGGAAGCCAAGGUGAAAGCUGCCCUCUGGGCUUUGCAAGGUGGUACUUCUGUGGUUAUUGCCAAUGGAACCCACCCAAAGGUGUCUGGGCAUGUCAUCACAGACAUUGUAGAGGGAAAGAAAGUUGGCACCUUCUUUUCUGAAGUGAAACCUGCAGGGCCAACCGUCGAGCAGCAGGGAGAAAUGGCCCGAUCUGGAGGAAGGGCACUGGCCACGUUGGAGCCUGAGCAGAGAGCAGAUAUUAUCCAUCAUUUGGCUGAUCUAUUGACGGACCAGCGUGAUGAGAUCUUGUUAGCCAACAAAAAAGACUUAGAAGAGGCAGAGGGGAGACUCGCAGCGCCUCUGUUGAAACGUUUGAGUCUCUCCACAUCUAAACUGAACAGCCUGGCCAUCGGCCUACGGCAGAUUGCAGCCUCCUCACAGUGUAGUGUGGGACGCGUUUUGCGCCGGACCAGAGUUGCCAAAAAUUUGGAACUAGAACAAGUGACUGUCCCAAUAGGAGUUUUGCUGGUGAUCUUUGAAUCUCGCCCUGACUGUCUACCCCAGGUGGCAGCCUUGGCUAUUGCAAGUGGUAAUGGCUUGUUACUCAAAGGAGGGAAGGAGGCUGCACACAGCAACCGGAUCCUUCAUCUCCUGACCCAGGAGGCCCUUUCAGUCCAUGGAGUCAAGGAAGCAGUACAGCUGGUGAAUACCAGAGAAGAAGUAGAAGAUCUUUGCCGUCUAAACAAAAUGAUAGAUCUAAUCAUUCCACGUGGCUCUUCCCAGCUCGUCAGAGACAUCCAGAAAGCUGCUAAGGGAAUUCCAGUGAUGGGGCACAGUGAAGGAAUCUGCCACAUGUACGUGGAUGCAGAGGCCAGUGUUGAUAAAGUCACCAGACUGGUCAGAGACUCUAAAUGCGAAUAUCCAGCUGCCUGUAAUGCUCUAGAGACUCUGUUAAUCCACCGAGAUCUACUGAGAACACCAUUAUUUGACCAGAUCAUUGAUAUGCUGAGAGUAGAACAGGUGAAAAUUCACGCAGGCCCCAAGUUCGCCUCCUAUCUGACCUUCAGCCCCUCCGAAGUGAAGUCACUCCGAACUGAGUACGGGGACCUGGAAAUGUGCAUUGAAGUGGUGGACAGUGUCCAGGAUGCCAUUGACCACAUCCAUAAGUACGGCAGCUCCCACACGGACGUCAUUGUCACAGAAAACGAGAAAACAGCAGAGUUCUUCCUCCAGCAUGUGGACAGUGCCUGUGUGUUCUGGAACGCUAGCACUCGCUUCUCUGAUGGAUACCGCUUCGGAUUGGGAGCUGAAGUGGGCAUCAGCACAUCGAGAAUCCAUGCCCGGGGGCCAGUAGGACUCGAGGGACUUCUUACUACCAAAUGGCUGCUGCGAGGGCAGGACCACGUGGUCUCAGAUUUCUCAGAACAUGGAAACUUAAAAUAUCUUCACGAGAACCUCCCAGUUCCUCAGAGAAACACCAACUGAAAGCAAUCAGAAGAAAGUGAGGAAACCUAGGAAUGUUCCGAGGUCUUCACAGUUUAAAUUGUCUGAGAAUCUCAGGGGAUAAGCCAGCUCUUGUCUUCACUCCUGGAAGGGCCUGUUGUUGGAAAGGGCUCCUAGAUGCUUCUGGGCUCAGUUUGGCCACAUCAGUGUUGGUUCAUGUACGUGUUCUAGCUUGCCCUCUUCUCUUUUCUUUUUCAUUUUUAAGUUAGAAAGUAUUUGCUAAGGAUAGAAACUUUGCUUCACUGCUACAGGUAGGGCAUGUUCGUACAGUCCAGUGCCCCCUGGUCAUAGAAACAAAAAGGUACUGUUUCCCAUGUGAAAGGCCGUGGGAAAUCAUGGACGCUCUUUACCUUUUUAUCUCCUCAGUGAGGUGGAGUCUCCCUCAGCAUAUGGUGGGCCCCAGAGCUGCUCAGACCUGAUACAUCUUUCCACAUUUUAUUUCUUUCACUCUCACAGUCAGCUUCAAAAAGGAGAAAUUUGGAAUUUUAGGGCAGCUCUUUUUAGCUUUCUCAUCAGAAACAUUCACAACAUGGACUGGAUCAUUUCCACUGGGAAGAUCCACUUUUUGUCUUUAUUGGUGGAGCAAACAUAGAAGCAUUCCAGAUGCCUACAGCCACUCCAGACCUAGGAGCUUCUUCCCUGCUGUGAUGGACUGGAACCUGGAGCUGCAGGUGGGAGGUACGAGGCUCCAGAUGAGGCAUUUACUGCAAUUAUGCUUGAAAUUUUUAUAUGAAUUAUUUUGUCAUCCUAUCCUUCCCUCCAAAAACAAAAAUUAGAGGAUUAUUUUAAUACUGUGGAUUCUUCCCCAAUUUUUGAAAAGUAAAGUUCUUAUGAAAAGCCA